AUGCUCCAAGGCGGGGCGUCCGAGAAGGUCCUGCCCCAUCUCAAAGUGCCAGCCAAUUCUGUUUUGAGGGCGCCACCGCAUAUCAACCCGUCGAAGAAACCCCAACUGCAAGCUACCGUCGGUAGUGCUCUCGAAGAUCUAGGCAUGACACGAUCAAAAGCUGCGAGAGAUGGUACACAUCAAGCAGGAUAUCAUCCACAGAACAAUAAUGGUCUACACGAUACAAGCCAGAAUUCAAGGAAAUCAUGGAGGCCAUAUAAAGGUCGUUGGGAUUCGAACAACGCCGGUUGGCGCUCCGCAACAGUGAUUUCCUCCGGAUCUGACAAUGCUGUGUCGAGCGGUUCGCGGAAGGACGGUAUACGGCGCAAUGCCAGAUCUUUUGACAGAAUGUCAAAAGAAGAACCGUCACCGUAUAGUUCGCAUCCGUCAGGCUCUCAACAAGCUCAAGUUCCCCACAUGCAAAUACAGCAGGCCUUCAAUGUGCCGUCUACCAUUCCGCCAUUUGACCCGAAUAUCAACUCGAUUCCCGUUUUGCCUAUACCAUCAAAUACACCAGACGCUUUUAACAACACGGCUAUGCAGCUGCCGUCCGUCCCGUUACACCUAUCACACUUACAAUCGCCACAAUCGCAGAAUUUGCCCAAUAAUUUCCCGUUCACCCCUUACGGUUUCCCGCCAAUGCCAGACUUGAGUAACCCUGGAAAGAUACUGCCUUUCAUGCAUCCGAUGGCCCAAUUCCCUCCCAUGAACUUGAGUGUUUCCAAUCCAGCAUUGGCACCACCAGUUUUCGGCGGAUUCCCGUUCUGUCCCUUCGACCCGAUGUAUCCUACAACAGCUGGCCCUACUGGAAGCAGUUCUCAAGGUCCAACACCGCAACCAUUGCUCCCAAUCCCGGCGCGUGAUCGGCGGUCUAAAACCCCGGAGCCUCCUGCGCCGACUAAGGAGUAUCUGACGCAAUCAUUAUUGGCCCCGAUACUAAAUCCCAACCGCCAGCCUCUACUAGUCAUUCUUGACUUGAACGGCACUCUGAUCUUUCGAAAGCAUCGACGUCUGCCCCCUUCUUUCGCCAAAAGAACAGGCCUGGACCAGUUCUUGGACGCUUUGUUGAAAAACUACAAAGUCAUGAUCUGGUCCAGUUCGCAACCAGAGACGGUAAACGCCGUUUGCGAGAAACUUUUUCCUGGCGAGAAAAGGAAGUCACUGGUAGCUGAAUGGGGCCGCGAUAAGUUGAAUCUCUCGAAAUCUCAGUACAGGUCAAAGGUGCAGGUCUAUAAGACCCUAGAGACAGUAUGGAGCAAUCAAGAGAUUCAAGCCUCGUAUCCCAGCUCCCAUCAGAGCGGUCGGUCUAAAACGAAGAAAAAGGCAGCGCGGGGGAAUUCGCGCUGGGACCAGACGAACACCGUUCUCAUCGAUGAUAGCAAACUCAAGGCACUCAGCGAGCCCUACAACAUCCUGGAAAUCCCGGAGUUCACGAACGCGCCGGGUAUCGACGAGUCUCACAUAUUCCCGAAAGUCUUGGAAUGCCUUGACGCCCUAGCCCAGCACGACGACGUCAGCAAGUUGCUCCAGCUCUGGAACUCAAAGCUCGCGACAAGCAUCGCGACAAACAGCACGAUCCUUGAUCUCGACAUCGGAGUGAAUCAGUCUCCACAACAACAAAACGGAAGUUCUUCGACCACACCCUCAACACCCCAGGAAGUAGCCCAGGCACGCAAGGAACGACGGAGAGCUCGCAAACAGGAGAAGAAAGCGGCGCGACGGGCUGCCGCCGCUAUCGGCGCUGCACCUGCGAAUGCACCCACUGCCAUUGCUAUUUCUGCCAUAACAGCUGAGGGGGUCAACGAAGGGGUUACUCCGAUUGACAGCACCCCAGCUACACAAGGUGACGACAGCGCUAUCCCGACAGAUACAGCUGUGCCGCAAUCGCAUACAAGACGUUCUCCGUCUCCCGCUUCCUCAGUGCAAUCGGAAAACUACCUUCUCGAUCGCCUAGAGGAGUCGUUGAAUGAUCGCCGCGACUGA
Molecule: messenger RNA, 2022 nt
Organism: Aspergillus lentulus
Lineage: Eukaryota; Fungi; Ascomycota; Eurotiomycetes; Eurotiales; Aspergillaceae
Product: NIF domain protein
Source: RefSeq, a predicted model, not a curated record